This is a messenger RNA of Medioppia subpectinata, 1638 nucleotides long. The record is from the annotation of a GenBank genome assembly. NCBI's taxonomy places the organism in Eukaryota, Metazoa, Arthropoda, Arachnida, Sarcoptiformes, Oppiidae.
AUAUGCAUCACAAUUAAUCAUUGUAUAAACGCUUAUAUCGAUAUAAACACCACAUCAGGUGUAGUUAGAGGUCAGACUAUAUACGGGUUAAACGCCAGUAUUGACCAGUUUUUAGGCAUACCUUACGCCGAACCUCCCAUCGGUCGACUCCGGUUCGCCAAACCUGUGCCCAUCGCUACACCACUUCAGGACAUUAUCGACGGCAGUAAAACAAAGUACGCCUGCAUUCAACCCAUUAGUGCAGACUAUGAGCGUAUAUACGGAAAUGUAGCACAAAGUGAGGACUGUCUGGUGCUGAACAUAUGGUCACCCUAUCGGCCACAUAAUAACACUCAAUUGGCACUAAAACCAGUCAUGUUUUGGAUCCACGGCGGGUCACUGACCGUAGGGUCGGUAUACGAGCGCACGACUCACUAUAUGUGGUUCAACGGUGCGGUACUGGCGGCCAAUGGUGUGGUAGUGGUAACCGUUAACUACCGAUUGGGUCCGUUUGGGUUUACAUAUGGAGGUGCGGAUGAGACGGCGCCGGGAAAUGCGGGUUUUUAUGACCAGUUAUUAGCACUCAAAUGGGUUAAAGAAAACAUACACUUGUUCGGAGGAGACAAAAACCUGGUCACUCUAUUUGGUCACAGCGCCGGCAGUUGGUCCGUAUCGGCGCACAUACUCUCUCCGCUAUCGAGGGGUCUCUUCCGGAGGGCUAUUAUGCAAAGCGGAGCCCUUUUAUGGGACAAACGGCGGGGUAUUGUCAACAAACUGGAGCCCCUUUCGGCCGCUAAACAAAUGGCCACUGAAUUGAACUGCACUUCCGAUAACAACAACGAGUGGUUACAGUGUCUGAGAGGUGUCGGCGCCGAUCAGCUCCGAGAUGUGACUAAAGGGCAUAUAUUUCCCAUACAAGAGGGCACAGAGUUUUUGUCUGAACUGGCCAUAGAUGCAUUUAAUGAUGGCCAUUUUAAUCCAGGUGUAGAUAUAAUAGCCGGUGUCGCGCGCCGGGACGGCUCCAACCUUGCCCACGAUUCCAUACCAUACCUGUCCGGAAAUAUAACCAUGGACACUUUCAAACUACUCGUACAGGGAGUGGGGGCUGUAUUUCCCGACAUAAAUGUCACAGCAGUUUGCGAUUACUAUCUGUCAGGUGUGGACACCGGGAGCUCCGAUGCACUUAAGGUGGCUUUCUAUGAGUUUUUUGGUGAUUUACUCGUGAAGUGUCCGACAUAUGUGUUCGCCCGACAGUACGAUCAACUGUCGCCCAAAUCUCGGGUCUAUUUCUACGAGCAGUCAUACCAGAGCCGUAACGCUUGGCUGUGGGGCUGUGUUGGCCCACAGAUGGGUGUCUGUCACGGGGCGGACCAGGAGUUUGUAUGGGGUGUACCGCUUGUCUAUCCCAACACUUUUACCGAUACUGACCGCCAGUUUGCCCGAUAUGUGACUAAAAUGUGGACCGAUUUCGCCAAAACUGGUGUGCCCGAUGCUAAUUGGCCACAAAUUAUUAACAAUGAUGAUGAUAUCACGGGUGUUAAAGAUCUUAACCCUAUUAAUCCAAAUCGUUUUGUCAACAUAAUAACUAUAGCAGAUGCUAAAAAUACUAAACCAAGCGAUGCCUGUUCAUUGCAGGUACCGUCAGAACUAGUGCCGUGC